Wasmannia auropunctata (little fire ant) is the source of this 1418-nucleotide messenger RNA. RefSeq lists its product as uncharacterized. The record is from RefSeq and is a predicted model, not a curated record. Lineage: Eukaryota; Metazoa; Arthropoda; Insecta; Hymenoptera; Formicidae. The coding region runs from base 225 to 734 and encodes 169 amino acids. The transcript has 3 exons.
CCUGUUUAGUAGUAAUCUCGUCGGCGGUGCUGCGUGUGUGGUGUAUAGUGCGGGCGCGAAGGUUACCGACCAAAGUCUCUUCGUCGUGACACCGUCGGGGACUAUCCGAGACGAGACGACGGUCUGACGAUACUCAGCGGAGCGGAGCAGUGAUUGCGGAAGGGAAUCCUCCGGUGACCCGCGGCACGAGGGAACGACGCGUCGACACGGCGACCAAGGGGAAAAUGUCCGGUAAGGGAAACGGCGGCGGCGAUGCCGCCGGCGGCAGCGGCGACGGCAGCAACGGCGGCGGCUGCUGCUCGACGAUCGUCAAGAAGCUCGGCCUGCGACCGGUCACGCGGUGCAACCUCGCCAAGUUCUACGCGCCCGCAUUCGGCGCCGCCUCGUACACCGCGAUGUCCGUCAACGUCAUGAACCCGAGCCUCGUCAUCAAAGUAUUCCCGAAGAGGGACAUUACGAAUUUCUUACUGGCCGGCACUCUGGUUGGUACCGGAUCGUACAUCUACACACGUGAACACAUGAAGACUGCACCACAGUCUGUGAGAAUCCUAUACAGUGCUACCGGCGCGGUAUUAUUGAGCCUGGGAUCGGUCUUGCUGUGGGCGGUGAUACGUUCCAUAGUACCACCAAGCCCGGUCUGCUGCACGAUAGCUGGCAUCGGCACCGGCGUGGCGUUUCUGAAAGUCGGCUCGAGUUACCUCGAAUUCGUGGACGGGCAAAUAGCGAAAAAGUAGGCUGUUCUUACAUUGCUUUCUUAUCUUUUUCCUUCCUAUUUUGGAUUUGUAUUUCGAAUUGUUACGGAAUGAAAUUGUACUACGUCGAGCAAGGAAUACGGCACCCUUUUGUCUGCUGCAUUUUAAGCGUGACUCCCGAAUCGACUUGCGUCCUGUGAAAUCUUCGUUUCACGCGACGGGAGAUUACGAAGGAGCGAUUUGAUCGAUCCAUUGAAUUCCUAAAAUCUUUUGGGUGCAAACUAAUAUUAUGUAAUAUUUUUUCCACCGUGACUUUUUAUAUACGCGCGUUUCUUUUCAAAAGCAAAAAGAAAAGUAAGAAAAAGGUGAAUUGUCGCACAAAAAUGUGAUAUCGGCGAUUCUCGGCGAUUGAUCGUUUUACGAUUUGUAGCGAACGUGUUAAUAAAAAAAAACAAUCGUGCGCUUUUCUCUUCGCUCUCGUAUCACUGACACGAUAAACACGGCACUUGAUAAAUUGUUGCAUAAGGUAUACAUCGGUAAUGCACGCGCACCAUGAGAACUUAAACGAUACCUCGUAAUUCCGGUGCGAAACCGGGAAGUACGAGCGUCGUACAUUUAUUGACAAACGUAUUUUGUAAGCUGCAUAAGAGUCAUAUGUAGAUAACUGUCACCAUAAAUGUAUGAAUAUACGAAUUGUGACACGAUAGAAAAAAAAAAGGAAUGAAA